Molecule: messenger RNA, 3390 nt
Organism: Vigna angularis (adzuki bean)
Lineage: Eukaryota; Viridiplantae; Streptophyta; Magnoliopsida; Fabales; Fabaceae
Exons: 4
Coding region: 1-3390 (1129 amino acids)
Biological process (GO): DNA integration
Molecular function (GO): zinc ion binding; nucleic acid binding
Source: RefSeq, a predicted model, not a curated record
AUGGUUGAGAGGGCCAAAGUAUUGGAAAAGAAUGUGGCCGAAGCUGAGCAACAGAAGAGGCAACAACAAGCAACUAGAGGGCCGAUCAUGUCUAGGCCAAAUCUGAAUCGGGGCAGGAUGCCGUACCCUCGUCCAGCACAACCAUCGAAUUCAAAUGGGUCUCAAGCUAUGGUUAUUGCCGGACAGUCUGGGCAGUAUGGGAUGGUCAGAUGUUUUAAGUGUGGAGGACCACACUACCGAUCGUCGUGUCCUCAAUUGGGGGGAGCAAAAUAUUGCACUCGCUGUAGAAGAAACGGUCACCUGGAGCACGAGUGUAAUAUGGGAGGACGAGCGGCAAUGAGGCCGCCAAAUGCCGGGAGAAUGCAACAAGAUCGGGGUGGACGAGCGCAAGCUGUUGGCCGAGUCUACGCAAUAAUGGGCGCGGAAGCUGCCAGUUCAGGUACGCUCGUCACCAGUACCUGUUUAUUGUUUGGAAAGUCAUGUUGUCUAUUGUAUGAUUCGGGGGAAACACACUCCUUUAUUUCGAAGGCGUGCGUUGAGAAAUUGGGUAUAGCCGAACGCGAGAUGCAGUUCGACUUGGAUUUAGAAGUAAUCCUAGGAAUGGAUUGGUUGGCUGCCAAUCGCAUUCUCAUUGACUGUGGUGCAAAGGAAUUGGUGUUUCCGGACGAGUAUGAAGUAGAGCUAUCCGUGACGCUCGGUCAGCUAAAGGAAGACAUUGUGGAUGGCGCUAGUUGUUUUCUGAUCAUGACGCAUUCGGACGAACGGUUUGAAGGUUUAAGUCAUGAGCGAUCGACCAGUAAACUGAAUGGAGGACGAUCGGUCGUGGAUGACUUCCCGGACGUAUUUCCGGAUGAAGUGCCUGGACUACCUCCUCCACGCGAGGUAGAAUUCACGAUCGACUUGGUGUCGACCGCUGGACCCAUCUCUAUUGCGCCCUAUCGGAUGUCGCCAGCAGAGCUAACUGAACUCAAGGAGCAGAUUGAAGAGUUGAUGGAUAAGAAGUUUAUCAGGCCAAGCGCAUCACCUUGGGGAGCACCUGUACUCUUAGUGAAAAAGAAGGAUGACAGCUCUCGUCUUUGCAUUGAUUACAGGCAGUUAAACAAGCUGACUAUCAAGAACAAGUAUCCCUUGCCUCGGAUUGACGACUUGCUGGAUCAACUACAUGGUGCGACCGUAUUCUCAAAGAUUGAUUUGCGAUCGGGAUAUCAUCAAAUUCGGGUGAAGGAAGAAGACAUCCAGAAGACUGCUUUUAGGUCUCGUUACGGACACUACGAGUAUGUAGUGAUGCCGUUUGGUGUGACGAACGCCCCAGCAAUAUUCAUGGACUACAUGAAUCGUAUCUUCAGGCCGUACCUAGACAAAUUCGUGGUAGUUUUCAUUGAUGAUAUUCUUGUCUACUCCAAGAGCUACGACGAGCACGAGGAUCACUUGAGGGUCGUUCGAGGCGUCUUAAGAGAAAAGGAGUUAUACGCCAAGUUCUCUAAAUGUGAAUUUUGGAUGAAGGAAGUGCAAUUCUUGGGGCACGUGGUUUCAGCUGGAGGAAUCUCAGUAGAUCCGGCCAAAGUACGAGCGGUACUGGAAUGGGAGAGUCCACGCUCGGUAACUGAGGUUCGUAGUUUUAUGGGACUCGCGGGCUACUAUAGACGGUUCAUUGAAGGAUUUUCCAAGAUAGUAGCUCCGCUGACUCAACUGACCAGAAAUGAUCAACCGUUCGCUUGGACCGAUCGGUGUGAAGCAAGUUUCCAGGAAUUGAAGGAUAAGUUAACGAGCGCCCCAGUGCUGGUUAUUCCUGACACGGCCAAACCAUUCGUAGUGUAUUGUGACGCGUCUCAUCAGGGUUUGGGCUGUGUGCUCAUGCAAGAGAAGCGGGCAGUUGCGUAUGCUACUCGGCAACUGAAGGUUCACGAGAAGAACUAUCCGACGCACGACCUGGAAUUAGCAGCGGUCGUCUUCGCGUUGAAGAUUUGGAGGCACUACUUGUAUGGAUCGACAUUCCAAAGGCGUUGGUUGGAAUUCUUGAAGGACUAUGACUUUGAACUACUCUACCAUCCGGGAAAAGCGAAUGUUGUAGCGGACGCUUUAAGCAGAAAGGUAGUUCACGUCUCCUCCAUGAUGGUCCGAGAGUUAAGUCUAGUGGAGAGCUUUAGAGACCUAAGGUUACAGUUCGACUUGGAACCAAAUGUCAUUAGAUGCUGUAAUCUUAGAAUCUCCAGUGACGUAUUCGACCGGAUCAGAGUGAAGCAGCGAGAAGAUGAAGAGUUGCGAGCCAAGGCUGAACAUCAAAGGCCAGGCGGUCUACUUCAGCAGUUAGAGAUUCCGGAAUGGAAGUGGGACGACAUUACAAUGGACUUCGUGACCCACUUACCUCGAACGGUCAGGAAUCACGAUUCCAUAUGGGUAAUAGUGGAUCGACUAACGAAGAGUGCUCAUUUCCUAGCGAUCAACCUGAAGAUGUCUAUGACGAACCUUGCUAAGCUUUACAUCAAGGAAAUUGUUCGUCUACAUGGAGUUCCAUCCAGCAUCGUUUCAGACCGAGACACACGGUUUACUUCUCGGUUCUGGCGAUCGUUACAAAGCGAGCUCGGUAGUAAACUCCAAAUGAGUUCGGCUUAUCAUCCUCAGACGGACGGUCAGUCCGAGAGAACCAUCCAGACGCUUGAAGACUUACUGAGGACGUGCGUCCUAGAUCACAUGGGCGUCUGGGAUGAGGUCUUGCCUUUAGUGGAAUUCACCUACAACAACAGCUUUCAAGCCAGCAUAGGAAUGGCUCCUUUUGAAGCUCUGUACUGGAGAAAGUGCCGAACGCCCUUGUGUUGGUUUCAGGAAGGGGAAAAGGUAUUAACAGGACCAGAGCUUAUUCAGCAGACGACUGAGAAGGUGAAGUUGAUUCAAGAAAGGUUGAAGACGUCCAGGAGUCGACAGAAGUCCUACGCUGAUAAGAGGAGAAGACCCUUGGAGUUCAAUGCAGGAGAUCAUGUUUUCCUUAGACUACAUCCGACCACUGGUGUAGGGAGAGCUGUUCGACCCAAGAAGUUGUCUCCCAAGUUCGUCGGACCUUAUCAGAUCUUGAGGAAGAUCGGACCAGUCGCGUACGAGUUGUCGUUGCCGCCUCAGUUAUCCAACUUGCAUCCAGUUUUUCACGUUUCUCAACUCCGGAAGUACGUAGCCGACCCUUCUCACAUAUUGGAGUUAGAAGAUGUUCGUCUUUGUCAAGACCGUACGCUGGAGAUGCGGCCGAUACGCAUUGAAGACAGUGACACCAAAUACUACAAAAGAAAAGCUGUCAGAAUGGUAAAAAUAGUGUGGGACGAGAAGACUGGCGACGCUACUUGGGAAGUGGAGGAUGCCAUGAAGGAUUUGUAUCCCCAUCUGUUCGAUCCUCAGUCUUAA